GAUGGGCGUUGUUCGAGCGUCCCUUUCGAUCCACUCCUCUCCUUCUCCUUCUCCUUCUCCUUCUCCUUCUCCUCUUUAUACUACGCUCUCCCAACUCCUCUUCCGAUCCUGUGCCUGUGGUGGUGAUCGGCGGUGGCUUCAAUCCCUAGUGAAUCGAAAUCCGAGGUCAUGUGCUGAAUCGGUUUUGGAUCUUGGUGAUUUAAGGUUGUUCAGAUCGGGAUCCGGUUUGGAGAAACCUUGAUCUUCGUCCAUGGAGGUCGGCGGAGAGAAGUCGUUGAAGCAGAAUGGGAGUCAGGUUUGUCAGAUCUGUGGUGAUGGUGUUGGGACGACGGUGGAUGGGGAGCUCUUCGUUGCUUGUAGUGUUUGUGGGUUCCCUGUUUGCAGGCCGUGUUAUGAGUAUGAGCGCAAGGAUGGUAACCAAUCCUGCCCUCAGUGCAAGACCAAGUAUAAGCGUCACAAAGGAAGCCCGCCGGUUGGUGGAGAGGAAGGGGAGGAUGGAGAUGCUGAUGAGGUCGCCAGUGACUUCAAUUACUCGGCUGGGAACCAGGAACAGAAGCAGAAGAUUGCUGAGAGGAUGUUGAGCUGGCGCAUGAAUCGUGGAAGAGGGGAGGAUAUGGGGCCUCCCAAGUAUGAUAGUGGAGAGCUUCCUCGCAGCCACAUUCCAUUGAUCAGUCAUAGCCAAGGGUUCUCUGGGGAGCUGUCAGCGGCAUCUCCAGAUCAUCAUAUGAUGUCUCCUGGAGGUGGUGUUGGUGGAAAGCGUGUUCAUCCUCUCCCUUAUUCAUCUCCCAACCCUUCAAGGGAAUUUUCUGGUGGAUUUGGAAAUGUUGCCUGGAAAGAGAGAGUUGAUGGCUGGAAGGUGAAGCAGGAUAAAAACGUUGUUCCAAUGACUAAUGGUACUAGUCAUGCCCCUUCGGAGGGCAGAGGAGCGACAGACAUUGAUGCAACAACUGAUUACAAUAUGGAUGAUGCUUUAUUGAAUGAUGAAGCUCGCCAGCCACUUUCAAGGAAGGUCUCCAUUCCUUCUUCCAGGAUAAACCCAUACAGGAUGGUCAUUAUUUUGCGUCUUGUUGUCCUGUGCAUUUUCUUACAUUAUCGUAUCACAAAUCCUGUACGCAAUGCCUUUGCUCUAUGGCUAUUAUCAGUGAUAUGUGAGAUUUGGUUUGCCAUAUCAUGGAUAUUGGAUCAGUUCCCUAAAUGGUUUCCAGUGAACCGUGAAACUUAUCUGGAUAGAUUGACUUUAAGAUAUGACCGAGAAGGUGAACCAUCUCAGUUGGCUGCUGUUGACAUUUUUGUUAGUACUGUUGACCCUUUGAAGGAGCCACCUCUUGUCACGGCUAACACUGUUCUUUCAAUUCUUGCUGUGGAUUACCCUGUCGACAAGGUCUCUUGCUAUGUCUCUGAUGAUGGAGCUGCUAUGUUGACAUUUGAGGCCCUAUCUGAAACUUCAGAGUUUGCACGGAAAUGGGUUCCUUUCAGCAAGAAGUAUAACAUUGAACCACGGGCUCCAGAAUGGUACUUUGCGCAGAAGAUUGAUUACUUGAAAGAUAAAGUUCAUCCAUCUUUUGUUAAAGAUCGCAGAGCUAUGAAGAGAGAAUAUGAGGAGUUUAAAGUUCGCAUUAAUGGACUUGUUGCAAAGGCCCAGAAGAUCCCUGAUGAAGGCUGGAUCAUGCAAGAUGGGACACCUUGGCCUGGUAAUAACACAAGAGAUCAUCCUGGAAUGAUACAGGUUUUUCUUGGUCAUAGUGGAGGCCUGGACACUGAGGGCAAUGAGCUGCCACGACUUGUCUAUGUCUCUCGUGAGAAACGCCCCGGUUUCCAGCAUCAUAAGAAGGCCGGUGCAAUGAAUGCACUUGUACGUGUCUCAGCAGUGCUUACUAAUGGAUCAUACCUGUUGAAUCUUGAUUGUGACCAUUAUAUAAAUAACAGCAAGGCAUUGAGGGAAGCUAUGUGUUUCCUUAUGGAUCCAAAUCUCGGAAAGUCAGUUUGUUAUGUUCAAUUUCCUCAGAGGUUUGAUGGCAUUGAUAGGAAUGAUCGUUAUGCAAACCGCAACACAGUGUUUUUUGAUAUCAAUUUAAGAGGUCUUGAUGGCAUUCAAGGCCCUGUUUAUGUCGGCACGGGAUGUGUUUUCAAUAGAACUGCUUUGUAUGGUUAUGAACCACCAAUUAAAAAGAAGGCUGAGAAGAACUUUUUGUUAUCAUUAUGUGGUGGCUCCCGGAAGAAGAGUUCAAAAUCAAGCAAGAAAAGUUCGGACAAGAAGAAAUCAAGCAAACAUGUGGAUAACACUGUGCCGAUCUUCAAUUUGGAAGAUAUAGAAGAAGGUGUUGAAGGCGCUGGGUUUGAUGAUGAGAAGUCAUUACUCAUGUCGCAAAUGAGCUUGGAGAAAAGGUUUGGUCAAUCAACUGUCUUUGUCGCCUCAACACUAAUGGAAAAUGGUGGAGUUCCUCAAUCAGCAACACCGGAGUCUCUUUUGAAAGAAGCAAUUCAUGUCAUCAGCUGUGGUUAUGAAGAUAAGACUGAAUGGGGAAGUGAGAUUGGAUGGAUUUAUGGUUCCGUGACUGAAGAUAUUCUUACUGGAUUUAAGAUGCAUGCACGAGGAUGGCGAUCAAUUUACUGCAUGCCUGAACGGCCAGCCUUCAAAGGUUCUGCUCCCAUUAAUCUUUCAGAUCGUUUGAACCAAGUGCUCCGAUGGGCUCUUGGAUCUGUUGAGAUUCUCUUUAGCCGUCAUUGCCCCAUAUGGUACGGGUAUGGUGGUAGAUUGAAAUUCCUCGAGAGAUUUGCAUACAUCAACACCACUAUUUACCCGCUUACUGCUCUUCCACUUCUCUUGUACUGUACUUUGCCUGCUGUCUGUCUGCUGACAGGAAAGUUUAUCAUCCCGCAGAUUAGCAACUUCGCCAGUAUCUGGUUCAUUUCUCUCUUCCUUUCGAUCUUCGCCACUGGUAUACUCGAGAUGAGAUGGAGUGGGGUUGGUAUCGACGAAUGGUGGAGGAAUGAACAAUUCUGGGUCAUUGGAGGUGUCUCCGCCCAUCUCUUCGCCGUAUUCCAAGGUCUUCUCAAAGUACUAGCUGGUAUUGACACCAACUUCACUGUCACCUCAAAGGCCUCCGACGAAGACGGAGACUUCGCUGAGCUCUACAUGUUCAAAUGGACAACACUCCUCAUACCACCAACUACUCUACUCAUUGUAAACCUAGUUGGUGUCGUUGCCGGUAUCUCCUACGCCAUUAACAGCGGGUACCAAUCCUGGGGUCCGCUCUUUGGUAAGCUCUUCUUUGCUUUCUGGGUGAUCGUCCAUCUAUACCCUUUCCUCAAGGGUCUUAUGGGCCGGCAAAACAGAACACCUACCAUUGUUGUUGUCUGGUCCAUUCUUCUGGCCUCCAUCUUCUCCUUGUUGUGGGUUAGGAUUGACCCUUUCACUACCAGAGUUACAGGCCCAGAUACACAGCAAUGUGGCAUCAACUGCUGAUCAAACAUUUUGAUGAUGUCUGGAAAUGUACAAUCUCUUUCUCUCUAUAUAUCAUCAUCAGAUGGACUUUGGAGGGAAUAAUCUGUUCUUAUUUAUUUAUGGUAAGAAAUACCCCUCAUUAGGUUUUUGUUGUCUUAUUUGAGGAAAUGUAUUUAAUUGUUGUUCAAUUAUAAUGGCUGUUCUAUCCAUUGUUAAUUUAUUUACAUUAUUUGUGUUUUGUGGAGAGAUUAAAGGAGACUUAGUGGUGUGUAUUUAUA
This is a messenger RNA of Dioscorea cayenensis subsp. rotundata (Guinea yam), 3723 nucleotides long. Its product is annotated as probable cellulose synthase A catalytic subunit 8 [UDP-forming]. The transcript has 15 exons. The record is from RefSeq and is a predicted model, not a curated record. Bases 251 to 3466 code for a protein of 1071 amino acids. Gene Ontology annotation, biological process: cellulose biosynthetic process; plant-type primary cell wall biogenesis. Gene Ontology annotation, molecular function: cellulose synthase (UDP-forming) activity. NCBI's taxonomy places the organism in Eukaryota, Viridiplantae, Streptophyta, Magnoliopsida, Dioscoreales, Dioscoreaceae. Gene Ontology annotation, cellular component: plasma membrane; trans-Golgi network.